UUCUGUAGAAGCUGCAGCAGCUCUCUACCAAGAUUGAAUCAGUUACGUCGUUAUCCACAAAAUUCAAAUCACGUGCCCUAUCAGCACGUGAUGAUAAGUGCAUAGUGCCUUGCAGCCUGAGGAUGCAUGAAUCAUGAAUCAGACCAGCAGCGGUUCGCUCACAUCUUCCCAGUCAAACCAACAGGUCCGAUCCUGUCAAUCUUGCAAACUACAUUCGGAAUGUACAGACUAUCUACAGACUACUUCACCCGGAUACGGAACACACCGCGUGACCUACCAAUAGUGGGAAGUACUUUUUGGUCAAUGUCCUUUGAAGGAUCAUUAUUGCCGCUGCCCUGCACGGUUGCUCUGGUGGCUUUUGAACCCAUCCAAGGACCGGGCCAAGCGGCGCCAACGUUAUUCCUGUACCACCGACUCCCACAAACAAACAAUCUUCCCGCUCAUCUGCAUGAUCAAGAUGUUGAAAGAAACAAAGAGAAAAACAUCUACAAUCCGGAUACGGGCACGGGUUACAAUGCACCUCAGUCUAGACCGCCUCAAUAUUGGGCAAGCCCUGCUUGCGUAUGUAGCCAUGACAAGCAAAAGAACCGACGAAGCGUGACGAUGACAGAUAGACGGGGCCAAUCACCAGGGUGAGGAGAUGAGACCCCCCUUGAAAGUUGAAGCAGCCUUGAGCAACAACCCUUGAAUAUGGACUCGGACAAGAUGUGAUGUGACGGGGGGAAAGGGAAGGGCGCGGAAACAGGGACAGGGGGACAAAAGUACGAUAUUUUUUUUCGGCGUCUCCAGGCUCCAGCCAGCAAGAACUUCAGCUGGAUGCUUCCAGCCGACGGUGGUACUUUUGGCAUUGGACGUGCUCUUCCGUAUCGCCCCUCAGAGCAGAC
Messenger RNA from Aspergillus wentii DTO 134E9, 884 nucleotides. RefSeq lists its product as uncharacterized. Bases 127 to 636 code for a protein of 169 amino acids. Lineage: Eukaryota; Fungi; Ascomycota; Eurotiomycetes; Eurotiales; Aspergillaceae. The record is from RefSeq and is a predicted model, not a curated record. The transcript is spliced from 2 exons.